AUGUUCAUUCGUCGCGAGCGCUACGGACAAGGGAAACGCGCCCGGCAGUCGCUAAUGGUGGCAAGUGACAGCUGCCCCACCGCGCGCCGCUUAUUUUUAAAAGAGAGGGACAGUGCCAUAGAUUUGUUAAUAAACACAGGUGCCAUUUUGUGCGCGUUUUCGCGUAAACUUGUUCGUGACCCUGGAGUAAAAACCGAGUUCGAGCUAUCAGCGGCUAACGGUACCAACUAUCGCUACGAUUUCACGUGGAACUUUGUGAUCGCGGAUGUGUCGCAGGCGAUUAUCGGUGUGGAUUUCCUGUUCCUUUUCGACCUACUCGUCGACUUACGCAAUGGACACUUACUCGACCGCACUACGAGUCUGAACGUCGCUGGACAGAAGUCACAAUGUGCGACGGUCGCGGGGAUCAAAACAGUCGCUGGCGGUUCACGAUAUAACCAGCUGCUUCAGCAGUUCCUGGCAAUCACUCGUCCUGAUGGUGCGUGCAAAGUUACGGAUAACGUGAAGCACAAAACGGUGCACCAUAUCCACACGACACCAGGUCAGCCCGUCGCCGCCAAACCGCGAUGCCUUCCCUGGGAUCGACUCAACGCCGCUAAGGAGUUCGAGUCCAUGCUGCGACUGGGCGUCUGCCGCCCUUCUGAGGGUAGCUGGGCUUCUCCCCUCCACAUGGUGCCCAAGUAA
This is a messenger RNA of Leptinotarsa decemlineata (Colorado potato beetle), 684 nucleotides long. RefSeq lists its product as uncharacterized. The record is from RefSeq and is a predicted model, not a curated record. NCBI's taxonomy places the organism in Eukaryota, Metazoa, Arthropoda, Insecta, Coleoptera, Chrysomelidae.